This is a messenger RNA of Ixodes scapularis (black-legged tick), 891 nucleotides long. Its product is annotated as protein 5NUC-like. The record is from RefSeq and is a predicted model, not a curated record. The coding region runs from base 1 to 891 and encodes 296 amino acids. The transcript has 4 exons. Gene Ontology annotation, biological process: AMP catabolic process. NCBI's taxonomy places the organism in Eukaryota, Metazoa, Arthropoda, Arachnida, Ixodida, Ixodidae. Gene Ontology annotation, cellular component: plasma membrane. Gene Ontology annotation, molecular function: 5'-nucleotidase activity.
AUGUUUCUCCGUCUAAUACCCGCGUGCUCGGGUGCAGGCCACACGCAGUUCACCAACGACCUGGAGUGCGUCCGCCGGGAGGCCAAGCGGCUGCGACGCAAAGGCGUGCGCAUCUUGAUCGCCCUGGGCAACUCGGGUCUGACGGAGGACAAACGCAUAGCCACGCAUGUGCCCGAGGUGGGCGUAGUCGUGGGCGGCUUCUCCCACUCCUUCCUGUUCAGCACAGCCCUGCUGCAGAACACGCCCGACACCGCCGACGGGCCGUACCCGGUGGUCAUUCAGCGGGCCGACGGCAGCCAGGGUCUCGUCGUGCAGGCCUACUGGCAGGGCAAAUACGUGGGAGUGCUCCACGCCACGUUCGACAGCGACGGGAAUGUCAUCCGUUAUUCCGGCCAGCCCGUACUCAUGGACAAAGCAAUCAGCAAAGCCUUGCCUCGGGGGCACGAAUUGGAACAGCUGCUUUCGAGUAUCUCGGCCGACGCAUACAAAGACCGCAAUCGCGUGGUUGGAAGCACGAAGGUACUCCUCGAGGGAAGCCGCCAAGUGUGCCGCCUCACAGAGUGCACCAUGGGCAACCUGAUUGCCGACGCCAUGUUCUACUGGUUUGCCGGUCUCUCUCCGCUCAACGACAAACUCUGGGGACCCGUGAACGGCGCCUUGAUCCCCGGGAGGGACAUCUUUACCUCCAUCGAUUACGAUAUUACGCAAGGUAGAAUUCUUAUGAAACAUUUGUUCGAGGUUUUGGGUGGUGAGCAUCUGCUCAUCUAUUCCUAUACUGUAGAAAUGAACGGUGCACACUUGUACGAACUGUUUGAACGUUCUGUACAAAGAUACACACCUGAUGCCAAUGUACCACUCCAGGAAUUCCUUCAAGUUUCAGUAAUGGGCUAA